AUGAAUUCCGACAAGAGGGCCCAAAGUCGAAUGGCCCGUAGUGCCUUCUCCACCGAUCUAACAAGCACGGAUGGAUCAUACGUUGAAAUACACUCUGCACCACCUUUGUCACGCAAGGAGCAUUCAGGGGAACACAAUACGGGUUCGAAGUUUGCUGAGGCGAUGAACAACCCAGAUUGGCGUCGCCGUCGUGACAAUUAUAGCUCCUACGACUCGGUGGCUACGACAGGAACCAGCACGGAUUGGUACACAACAGGCAGUGGUGAAGGCUUUCAGUCCCAUACAGACAAUGAUGCUGGCACACACAGCAAAAUUGGAAGACCCAGUUCUUGGAACUUUAUCGACAGUGGCAGUCACUUGCAAUCCAUUCUUGACAGCUCCGAAGUUGGCAGCAGAAAUAUGCCACGUACCGGCAAAGAUCAACCAAGCAUGGAUCGACAUAACAUGCAUACGGUCGUGAAUAAGAACCCGGGAUACGGCGCCCAUGGAUUAUGCAUCCUGCUGAGGGACUCUGAACUUUUCAAUGCCCCCGAAAACAUCAGGAUGCUGAAAUUGACUCCACUGGUCCCCGGGGAAGAUUUUUCACAAGCUGGUGCUGGUCAAGUCGUCAUGGAGGAUGGGAAAGCCUACCCUGUUGCUCGCAUACAGCCCACGCGUGGAAGACUACCGCGAUGGAAAACAUCUGACGAGACAACAGAUGAAGGAUACCGAACAGAAUCCAACUAUUCUCAUCAUGAAUCAAGCGAAGCGAAGUACCAGGCGCUGAGAAGCUCUGGAGCCGAUAACAUUGAGAAAGCCAGAGAGGCCGUUUUUCAAGACCCAGCAGUCGCCAAUGUUGGUAACAGGAUCGACGAAUCACAAGAGAAGACUACAGCACUUCCAUAUUUUGUAUCUGGUAACUCAGGGACAAAAUAUCAGCUUAACCGUAAACAUGAGGCUUGGAAGAAGAUUUUACAGAAGCUCAAUGGAACCACGACCAACAAAAACGAAACGUUGGACACAAAAAGAUUGAAAAAAGAAACUGAACGGCGAAACGAGGAGUUCAAAAGGCUUCUUAAAAAACUUCGGCAAGAUCGCGGGCUAGAAACUCGACCUUCAGGCGCAACUCCCGCAGAAGAACGUCAUUUUCAGCCAGAGCUCUCAGAGAAGCCGUACAAAGUGCCACAACAGCGCAAAGAUGUCAGUCAAGAUCCCGAAAUCGUCUCGGCUUACACUACCUAUCCCAAAAAGAAAGAGUGGUCUCAAGACUCUGGGGUUUGUAUGGAUAGAGACUCUCUCAACUCUGGGUUGAACCCUAGAGCAAGAGAGUUUCUAUCGUUCAAAAGCUUCGCAAGGGAAUCAACGAGCUCAGAAAAGUACGGCACAUCGGGCCAGGAAUUCUUCCAGCAGAUAGGCUUGGAAAAUAGCAGCGAGGAAAGUGAAUGCCUCGUCAACCAGCCUGUUGAGGUGGUCUCGACAAGUUUGAAUCAUCAUAUGCCCCCCAUGAAGCCAGACUGCCUCGACACAAGUCAGAAAGGAAACCUAAGCCCAGAGGCUAGUUGGAUUCCUUUCGGAGUGCAAGGCCCAGUGGGGUUUGACCUCACCUCAAACAUGUUGCCAUUUUCGAAUGACCCUUUUUCAUUCGGCGCAUAUCAGAACCCAAUACAGAAUACCGCUCCCCCUGGAUUGCUAUCUAGCCUUGGAUUGGUAACACCAAUUGGUAAACGGCUGCCAAUCACCAGUUUCGGAAACCAACUCAAUCUGCCUACAGCAAAUCUUCCUUUUCAGUCAUGCGCGGUUGCACCUAACCCUUUGAUGGGUAUCAAUGCAACUCCUCAAUUGCCUUACAAUCCAACACUGGGAAGCAGUGAAUAUUCAGCUUGUCCACCUCCCGUUUCAAAACCGAUGUUUCCUGACCCAAUCCAGCAACAGAAAUAUGAAGCGUACAUCGAAUGGCGAAAAGCUAAUGAACCAGGAUACGCGCUUGCAUGCAAAAGCCGACAACAACGUCGGGCCCAGCGUGGUUCAAACCCACUGAAUCCAACGUUGCCACAUAACGAGGUCCAACCUGUGUGA
Messenger RNA from Fusarium venenatum, 2055 nucleotides. Lineage: Eukaryota; Fungi; Ascomycota; Sordariomycetes; Hypocreales; Nectriaceae. The record is from RefSeq and is a predicted model, not a curated record.